Messenger RNA from Entamoeba invadens IP1, 901 nucleotides. RefSeq lists its product as hypothetical. Lineage: Eukaryota; Evosea; Mastigamoebida; Endamoebidae. The transcript has a single exon. The record is from RefSeq and is a predicted model, not a curated record. The annotation marks the transcript as partial.
AUGUUUAUUUUUCUUCUCUUUUUUUUCAAGAUCCAGUCUUGCGAAGUUAUUUCUGUCAUUCCAAUUUCAUAUUCAUCUUCCUCCAAUGGAGACACCUGUUAUAUAAUACCAAAUACAUCACUUCUUUUGAUCACAAGAAAUUCCUCAUUAACUUACAACAAUCAUACAACUCCGGUCCUUCAGCUUGAUCUUUCCAAUUCCAAAACUACACAAACGUUCAUUUGGCAUCACACAAACAAUUCAGUAUUACACAUCCAACACCCAACAGACAACACUUACCAAACACCAAUUCCUCUUUCAAACCCUUAUUCCUCAAAACCAUCAACCCUAUUUCAAAGCCAUUUUGGGUCGUUCUUCAGUUUUUCGGGAACUUCCGUCGUGCGGAUAACGGCCUCUGCACUUUUGACACAAAAAUCAAAACGAGUUCCUGCCACUAUUUUCACUUUUGAGAAUGACACAAUCGACGAAAUUCAAAUUGGGGAGGUCGUCGUCUCAGUGACAGGGCAGAUUACCUUUUUUGUCGGGACGAAAGAGAAAGAGACGAUCAUUGGUGUGUACGUUUUUACUGCUGGUAGUUUUGGAGGGGAAUCUUGCGAGACAGCGACCCUUUUAGGGUUUCCAAUAAGUCUGGUCGAUUUCAAGAAAAACACAAAGAGCGGCGUUUGGUUUAAGUUUUUCGGGAAAAAAGGUGGGAAUGUUACUGUAGAAACGUGUGGGGAGGAAAGUCAGUUUGACACGUCGAUCAAAGUGUAUGACACGUGCCAGACGGAAAAGGCCUCUGAAGUGAUUGGCUAUUCCGAUGAUUUUUGUGGGGAACAGGGAAGUCUCAACUUUGUGAGUGAAGAAAGUGAUUAUUUCGUUUUAGUGAGCCACGGUGCAAAGCAAUUGAUAUUGAUGGAAC